This is a messenger RNA of Oncorhynchus nerka (sockeye salmon), 1359 nucleotides long. RefSeq names its product neuropeptide FF receptor 2-like. Lineage: Eukaryota; Metazoa; Chordata; Actinopteri; Salmoniformes; Salmonidae. The record is from RefSeq and is a predicted model, not a curated record. The coding region runs from base 1 to 1359 and encodes 452 amino acids. Gene Ontology annotation, molecular function: peptide binding; neuropeptide receptor activity. Gene Ontology annotation, biological process: G protein-coupled receptor signaling pathway; cellular response to hormone stimulus. Gene Ontology annotation, cellular component: plasma membrane. The transcript is spliced from 5 exons.
AUGACGCACGCUCUGGAUCCCAUCAGCUCCAACAGCACAGAAGACUGGAACACCACUUUCUUCAACUCUUCCAGGGACCUCCAGCACCCCCCAUACCCAUAUUACCAACAGAACAUCACCUACGUGGACCUCUACCUCCACAAGCCCUCGGUAGUGGUAGUCUUCAUUGUGUCUUACCUGCUAAUUUUCCUGGUGUGCAUGGUGGGGAAUGGUGUUGUGUGUUUCAUUGUGUUGCGGAGCAAGAACAUGAGGACGGUCACCAACCUCUUUAUACUCAACCUGGCCAUCAGUGACCUACUGGUGGGCAUCUUCUGCAUGCCAACUACCCUGGUGGACAACAUCAUAACAGGCUGGCCUUUUGGGAGGUUAGUGUGUAAACUGAGUGGGAUGAUUCAAGGCAUAUCAGUGUCAGCUUCAGUCUUUACUCUGGUGGCCAUAGCUGUGGAUAGGUUCCGCUGCAUCGUAUACCCCUUCAAGCAGAAGCUGACAAUCUCCACCUCCACACUGAUCAUCAUCAUCAUCUGGGUGCUGGCUAUCUCCAUAAUGUGUCCCUCAGGGGUCAUGCUCCAGGUGACCAAGGAGCAGCGUGUCCUUAUCCUACUGGGGGACGGCUACAACAACACCCGCCCCUUCUACUGGUGCCGUGAGAACUGGCCCAAUCAAGAGAUGAGGAAGAUCUACACCACCGUCCUAUUCGCUAACAUCUAUCUAGCCCCAUUAUCACUCAUUGUCAUCAUGUACGCCCGCAUCGGAUUCACCCUCUUUAAGACGGCCAUACCCUCCUCCGGCGGGUGCAGUGGGAGUGGCAGCAGCGGUGGGACGAAACCCAGCCUGGACAACCACCGUCAGUCGAAGAAGAAGAAGAGGGUGAUCAAGAUGCUGUUGGUAGUGGCGCUUCUCUUCAUCCUGUCAUGGCUCCCGCUGUGGACGCUGAUGAUGCUAAGCGACUACGCCAGCCUGACGGCAAGCCAGCACCGCAUCAUCAACAUCUACGUGUACCCGCUGGCCCACUGGCUGGCCUUCUUCAACUCCUCCGUCAACCCCAUCAUCUACGGCUUCUUCAAUGAGAACUUCCGACGGGGGUUCCAGGCCGCAUUUAAAUUCCAGCUGUGCUCCGCAGUCAUGGAGCGCCAGAAGACCUACUCGCAUCGUAUCCAAGGCAACGCAGUGUUACCAGCGAACCUGCACCUGCCCACCGGGGCUGGCUCAGGGGGGUCGGAAUUGGCUUUGGUGAACAGGAAGGGGCUGGGUCGGGAGGAAGUUGUCGGGCGGACAUCCGGCGGGCGAUCGUCAGAGAGCGACGUGAAGGAGCAGGAUCUGAUCAUGGAGGAUCUGGAGAAGGUUAUAUAUGACCUAUGA